AUGAACAAAAAGGAGAAUAAAAGUCGAACGAUUGUCAAAGGCGUAGGAAAAUCAUCGGAAGAAGCCAGAAAAUAUGAAUCGAAUUCGGAAGAUGAAAGAAAACAACAACCGAAAAAACUGAAAAUUUUGUCGCUUUUCAGAAAUUCGCAAGAAUCGAGUGAAGAUGAUAAAAGAAUGAAGAAAUUGAAUAUUCGAACUGUUAAAGAAUUAGAUAAAGAAACAAAGAAGAAGACUGUUAGAAAGGUGAGAAUUGUUGAAAGACAACUUCACGAUGGAUUUUGAGCCAGAAAAAAAGAAUUUAGAUAUAGGCUAAAAAAUUAGGGACGAGAAAAACAUUUUCUUUUUUGAUCAAUGGAAUCAAAUAGAAACUAUUCAAGAAUAAAUUAGGGAUCACAGUCUAAAAAUAGAGAUUAACUAGUAUUUUUUGCAGACAGCUGCAGCUAAAAGACCAAACGCAAAAGAGGAGAAAACAAAAGGAGCUUCAACUUAUACAGUUCUCUCAACUUAUACACAAAUGCAACCACCAACUGAAAAUGAUUUUGAAGAUGAGAAUAUGAAUGUAUCACCGUGUCCAACAAACAUAAAUGUAGUUCCAGCUGUUGCCGCAAUUAAUAUCAAUCCAACUCAUGCACCAAUUCUUAAUUUAUUGUAUAAACUUGGAUUGGAACAUAGUGAAGUAAUGAAAGAACAAUGGAAAAGAAUUGAUACUAAAAUUGAGAUAAAAGCGAGUGAUUGUCAAGCUUAUAAUGAAAAUAAGAAUUGGAAUCAGGAAAAAGAUAAGGAAUGUUUGGAUAUUAAUCGAGUUAAGAUAAAUGAUGGAUAUGUUCAUGCAAGUUAUUUUGAAACUAAAGAAAUUCCUCGCAAAUUUAUUCUCUCACAAAUUCCAAUUGAAGAAUCCAAGAAAAUCGCAGCUUUUUGGUCUAUGAUUUAUCAAGAGAAUUUGAAAACUGUCUAUGUUUUGUGCAGUGCUGAUGAAAAGAUUUCGGGAAUUUUUCCAAUUUCAAAUUCUGGCGCAGAUUCUGUGAAAUUUGGCAAUCUUCAAGUUCGAAAAAUUGAAGAUUUUUCUGAAGAUUUGCAUUGUUUCGAUAUUUAUAAAUCGGAUAGCCCAUUCCGGACCAAAAUUCAAUUUUUGAAUGAUUGGCCUGAAAAUGGUGUCGCUAAAAACACAAAGAAACUUGUUACAGUUCUGACAAAUGUUGUGGAUGAUUUGCAACAAAAUAAUAUUGCGAUUGUUUCGAGAAGAGGAACUGGCAGAGCUGCUACUUUUUUGGCUAUUUCUUAUGGAUGUUAUUUGACUAAAAAUGGUACAAAUUUUAAUGUGAGUUCUACAAUUUUUCUUUGAAAAUUAAACAUGUUACCCUAAAAUAUUUGUUACAGCUCAAAAAAAUAUGCCGUGCAAUUCGCAAGCAAAGACCUGGAGCGAUUUCGAAUUACUUGCAAUUUGUGUUUAUUUACUCGAUGAUCUUCCAAUUUUCUCUACAAAAUAUGACGGAUCUUGAAUUAAAAACUAGAACUCAGAAAACUAUUCAAGAUAUUGAUUUGAUUCUUAAAAAUGAAUGA
Molecule: messenger RNA, 1560 nt
Organism: Caenorhabditis angaria
Lineage: Eukaryota; Metazoa; Nematoda; Chromadorea; Rhabditida; Rhabditidae
Source: the annotation of a GenBank genome assembly